ACUCAAUUUUAAUUUUUUAUUUAUUCUUUCGAUGUGAUAAUGCCCUCGACGGAUUAUCAAGGAAGUUCGUCACCGUUGACAAAUCUCGGCCGUUCAUUCUUACCCCUGAGGAGAGACCAAGUUCACUCGAUGGAAUCUCCGAUCGGUGGAUCUCCGUCGAACGAGGCGGAGCUUGAGUCGUUCCAGAGGCAAGUAGCCGACCGAUUCCACGAUUUGGCCUCCGUUCCUUCCGAUGAGUUGCUCUCUCUGCCGUGGGUUCGGAAAUUGAUCGACGCUUUCCUCUGUUGUCAAGAGGAAUUUCGGGUCAUACUGUUUAACAACAGAACUCCGGUGAAGAAGCCUCCCAUGGACCGUUUGAUCGCCGAUUAUAACGAGCGUGCCGUGAAGGCGCUCGAUGUUUGUAACGCUAUUCGCGAUGGGAUCGAACAGAUCAGGCAAUGGCAGAAGCUUAUAGAAAUCGUGCUUUGUGCUUUGGGUGGUGAUAAUAAUAGUUAUCAGAGAAGUCUAGGUGAAGGGCAAUUCCGUCGAGCGAGGAAGGCAUUGGUGGAUUUAGCGAUUGCGAUGCUCGACGAGAAGGAUUCCGGUCAAGCCCUGGCUCAUCGGAACCGUUCAUUUGGGAGACACAACAAUAGCAGCAGUCACUCGAAGGAUCAUCACCAUCGAUCCUUGGGUCAUUUCAGGUCAUUGUCUUGGAGCGUUUCCAGGUCGUGGUCCGCCGCCAGGCAGCUCCAGGCGAUCGGGAACAACUUGGCCGUGCCGCGAGGGAACGAGGUUUUGGCCACCAAUGGACUUGCAAUGCCCGUUUACACAAUGGGUAGUGUUUUGUUGUUUGUAAUGUGGGCAUUGGUGGCUGCAAUUCCAUGUCAAGAUCGUGGCUUGCAAGUUCAUUUCAAUUUCCCCAGGCAGUUCCCGUGGGCGGCUCCGAUUAUUUCGUUGCACGAGAGGAUAUUGGAGGAGUCCAAGAAGAGGGAUAGGAAAAAUGCUUGUGGACUGUUGAGAGAAAUUUAUCAAAUGGAGAAGUGUUCUCGGUUGUUGGGCGAACUCGCCGAUUCCGUGCAGUUCCCUUUGAAUGAGGAAAAGGAAAAGGAAGUUAAGCAGAGAGUUAAUGAAUUGAAGCAGGUUUCGGAUGCCAUGAAAGAAGAUUUAGAACCCUUGGAAAAGCAGGUUAGGGAAGUGUUUCAUAGGAUUGUCCGAAACCGAACCGAAGGGCUUGAUUCUUUAUGAAGUGGAAGAUGGAAAAGAAACGAAGAAGGAUUCGAGUCACUCGCGACAAAAAUUUAAAAGGGUAAGAAUGAAAACCAAAAAAGAACAGAGAUUUGCUUGUACUUAUCACUAUAUAUCAGUGUAAUCAGUGUAAAGAAAGCAGGACAUUUAGUUGGAUCUUUUUGGUCCUGAUGCUGUGCUCAUCUUUGUGUUGUUAUAUUAUAAUCAAAUGUCGUAAAUCUACA
Messenger RNA from Hibiscus syriacus, 1448 nucleotides. RefSeq lists its product as uncharacterized. Gene Ontology annotation, molecular function: nucleic acid binding. The transcript is spliced from 2 exons. The record is from RefSeq and is a predicted model, not a curated record. Bases 40 to 1224 code for a protein of 394 amino acids. Lineage: Eukaryota; Viridiplantae; Streptophyta; Magnoliopsida; Malvales; Malvaceae.